This is a messenger RNA of Dermacentor silvarum, 1265 nucleotides long. Its product is annotated as splicing factor, proline- and glutamine-rich. Gene Ontology annotation, cellular component: nucleus. The coding region runs from base 138 to 1205 and encodes 355 amino acids. NCBI's taxonomy places the organism in Eukaryota, Metazoa, Arthropoda, Arachnida, Ixodida, Ixodidae. Gene Ontology annotation, molecular function: RNA binding. The transcript has 4 exons. Gene Ontology annotation, biological process: regulation of DNA-templated transcription. The record is from RefSeq and is a predicted model, not a curated record.
AGGCCACGUGACCAACGCAGCCGAAUCUGGCGGAACGGUGCGCGACUGGUGUCGUUCGCGCCGUGCCGGUUUUGCUUGAGGAAGACAGCGUCGGCAGGCUUCGCAUCGCGCCCUUUGUGCGAACGGUUGAACGCACCAUGAACGACAGGAUGAACAUGGCGCCGGCUCAGUCGGCGAUGGCCGAUCGUUGGAACGCCAACGCCGCUGCCGCAGAGUCCAGGGGCCUGCCCGCCCGCGACAGUCCACAGCCACCGAAAGGCCGUUGGGAGCGCCCACGCGGAGCGAUGGCCGCGGCGAUGGACCCGGUGCUGGAGCAGCUCUCGUACUUGCGCGGCCCCACCAGCGGCCUCGAGACACGCACCGUCGAGCCAAAAAAGUUCACCGGUCGGUGCCGCCUGUUCGUGGGAAACCUGCCGAACAACUUUACCGAGGAACAGUUCCGCAAGCUCUUCGAGAACUAUGGCGAAGUCGCCGAGAUAUUCCUUAACACCGCCAAGGGCUUCGGCUUCGUCAAGCUGGAUACCCGGCAGAAUGCUGAAGCAGCUAAAGCUGCCUUGGAUUUUAUGCCAAUGCAGCAGAAACCACUACGUGUGCGCUUUGCGACCCAUGGGGCUGCCCUCAGAGUGAAGAACUUCAGCCAGUGGGUGACCAAUGAGCUCCUGGAGCUAGCCUUCUCAGUCUUCGGAGAGGUUGAAAGAGCUGUGGUCAUUGUAGACGAUCGUGGUCGCUCUGUGGGCGAGGGCAUCGUCGAGUUCUCGCGCAAGCAGGCAGCCCAACAGGCACUGAAGCGCUGUUCUGAGGAGUGCUUUAUCCUGACAAGCACCCCUCGUCCUGUGGUGGUUGAACCGCUGGAGCAGCGCGAUGAAGAUGAUGGCCUGCCAGAGAUGAACUUCCAGCCAAACAACAAGCAGUUCCAGAAGGAGCGAGAGGCGGGUCCCCGGCUGGCUGAGGUGGGCUCGUUUGAGUACGAGUUCGCUAUGCGCUGGAAGAAGCUGUACGACGAUGAACGGGCACGUCGCGAGCAGCUCGAGCAGGACGUCCUGUCAUGCCGCCGCUCACUCGAGGACCAGAUGGAGGCACUUCUCUACGAGCACGAGGCCAACAUGCUGCGCGAGAGUUGGCAGCCAACAGAUAUUGAAUGCGAGUUGAGCCAUUGGUACCAGCCUGCUGCUGUUCCAGAAGUGGGACAUCCAAAUCGUAAUUAAUUGCCCUCUGGCUAGGACACCUCAUGAGUUACUACUUAUUCAAAGGGAACACAAUGGGAU